AUGCUUAAAGCAAAGAGUGAACAACAGCUGCUACUAAUCUGCGAAUAUCUCAAGCUAGUGCACUACAAUGAACGCAACUACAUUGUUCGGAAGGGAGAUCCACUUGAUGCGAUCCUCUUCAUCACCCAAGGAAUUUGUUGGACUUCAAAGAACAGUGACGGCAGGGGAAGAACUCAGUGUAUUGAGAAAGGUCAUUCCUAUGGAGAAGAACUUCUAGACUGGGGGUUCAACGACUCCCCCCCAUCCGAUCUCCCAAUCUCUAAGGAAACCGUCAAAGCACAUACAAAAGUUGAAGCCUUUGCCCUCAUGGCCAACGACUUGACGACAGCUAUUUCGAGGCAUACCAAGCAGCUUCCACUGCAAAAGCAGCUUUACGAGCAGUUCGUCAGUGCCUUACUGAAAAGAAGAACGAAAAUUCUUCGAAGAUGGCGUAGUAGAUCAAAAGAGGGUUUUCAUGCUCUUGAUACUUCAUGA
Carya illinoinensis is the source of this 474-nucleotide messenger RNA. Its product is annotated as cyclic nucleotide-gated ion channel 1-like. The transcript has a single exon. Lineage: Eukaryota; Viridiplantae; Streptophyta; Magnoliopsida; Fagales; Juglandaceae. Bases 1 to 474 code for a protein of 157 amino acids. The record is from RefSeq and is a predicted model, not a curated record.